This is a messenger RNA of Dibothriocephalus latus, 1551 nucleotides long. The record is from the annotation of a GenBank genome assembly. NCBI's taxonomy places the organism in Eukaryota, Metazoa, Platyhelminthes, Cestoda, Diphyllobothriidea, Diphyllobothriidae.
AUGUUGGGGAAAACAUUUUAUCUCCUUUCCGUCUUCAGUUGUUACAGUUUCCUCGACGUCAUCAAGGCGGUCCUCUUUCUCCUCGCCAAUCCAAAUUUUGACAGUGCCAAUAACUCAUUCGGUUACUUAUCCGCAGAGUAUAGGGACAGUUUCGAAGAGGUGUGCAGGCAAUUUCUUGCCGGAUUUCCCAUCAAGGGUGAGGUCUACCCGGCGAACGAGAAGUGGUGCGAGUGGGCCCGUGCAAACAACUGCUUUCCGGUGCCUAAGCGGAAUCAGAGUGGAGAAGAAUCGCAACCUCCCUCUCAGUCGACUCCGGAUAUCACACCUUCCGAUGGCCCAGCCACACCCCUGGCGGAACAGUUGAAGGCCAAAGUCGGAGCCAAGUUGUCAGAUCCGGAUGUGCCAUCUGACCGCACGAGUUUUUCCACGCCUUCCACUUAUGUCCCCUCUGUGGCCAAUGUACGCUACUCACUCGGCACCUACUCCGAUCAAUUCGGUUCCAUCUACACACUUGGUCGCAAUAACUACCUACAAACCGUGCGCAUCCUUCUGCAUCAACAGGGAAACCGUGGUCCCCGUAUUUUCUAUUUUAGCGACUUCCUGGGUUGUUCAUCGUGUCAGAAAAGCAGCGAACCCGUUUAUUUUUGCAAUCAGAGUGACCUAGAAACGCAUGCAAAGGCCAGCUCCUUCAUCCCCUGGGCCUCAGGUUACCGCAACUUUUGUGGGGGUGAACGAUCUUCAAGCUACAGUCGUUCGCCAUCUGUCAGCUGUAUAUCUGCCCUCUUCCGUAUAAAUGACGUUGCCCCAAACCCGCCCGAACUGUUCCCCGACUGUGGCGACUAUGUGCUCUGCGCACUGUUCGCUGAGCCGCGCUCGAAGGCGAAACAAAUGGAAGACGACCCAUUAGAUGGAUCAUUGACUUUGGAGGACUUUUUUAAUCUGAAAUGUGAAAUUGAUUGUGCAUGUCCAAUAGAUGGCCAUCAGUUGGUUGUCGAAGAAGGGGAAAGUGGUGAAGAGGAGAUGGAGGAGGAUGAAUCCAUCUCUGAUGGGUCGCUUUCGAGUUGCAGCAGCGGACAAAAUAACGACGGAUUUGGAGAACCGAGAGAAGAGAAGGAGGACAAGAACGACGACGAGGAGGAGAAUAAUUACACAGAGCGUGCGGACGCGAGCGAAGGCAGAAGAGCAUCGGAAGACUCGUUGAAUUCCCUCUACGCCAGGCCAGAGGAUGUCAAUAAUGCGUUAAUUCGCCAUUGUAGUGAGUGCCCUUGGAGUUACAUUGAAGCAGCUGAGACCAUGCAGGAGCUCACACCAAGCGAGUGGAUCUUCUUUCAAACGAGGUGGCCGCCAGUCCUGGCUCCACAGGAAGUGAUAGACUUGGAGAAGAAUUACCCAGCUCGAAUUCCUUCCUGGAGAGGUUCAACCCCCAGACUCGUUAAGGAUGUAAUAAUUUUCUGUCGCCAACAUCCCAAGUCGGAUUGUUUGCUUCUGUUGGAUCCGCUAGUAAGUAAAUAUUUUGCGAACAAUUUACCUUUCUUUAGAUGUAUCUUUUAA